AAUUAGGCUUCACAGUUGAAUGUUUUGGCACACAUGUUCUGGAUUAGGGAAGAAAUGUCCCUUACAUAUUUAUAACAUCCAAUGAUUUAAUGCAACAGUAGACAAAAAAGUAGGUGACUAUGACCUCCAGACAGUGAGUCUUUAUUUUUUAUUUUGCGUUUUGACGCACAGACAGCUUAAUUUCUCUAUUCUAUCAAAGUAGCAUAUCACCGAAGAAGCAGCUGAAAAAAAGCGAGUGCCUGCUAUUUCAGCCAGUGAACACGAGUACGAUCGAUGUGAGCUUGUUCCUCUUUUCACCAACUCAGUGAGAUCAAACUUCCUCGUACAAGUCCAGUGCGCUACGCUCUGCCACCCCGUCCGCAUCUGCAAUCUAUCCCAAAAUAAAAAGCGACCGAAAAGGGAUGGAACCUACAUAAAAUGAGGAAUAUUCUUUGAACGGUCACCCGAAUCUAGAAGAACAUAUACAACUACAGAAGGAAAAACCGAAGUGAUUGGUUGAAGCGCGAAGACAUCAUGGGCUGUGUGGGCUCAAAGAAGGAGGAGCCUCCCAGCAAAGGGACGGGUAACGACGAGCUGCAGAACCGCGCACAGACGGCCCACUAUGUCAAAGACCCCACUGCAGGAAACUCUGGGAGCAAAGCUAGCAAAAUGCUGUCCAAUGCAAACUCUUCAGAUGGAGAGAGUAUUGCAAUGGCACUGUAUGACUAUGAGGCCAUUCAUGAAGGAGACCUGGGCUUCAAGAAGGGAGAUAGGCUUCGAAUCUUAGAGGAAUCGGGGGAGUGGUGGAAAGCUAAGUUAAUCAGUACAGGGCAGGAAGGCUUCAUCCCCAGUAAUUAUGUAGCCAAAGAUACUCUGGAGGCCGAGGAGUGGUUCUUUAAGGGCGUGAGCAGGAAAGAUGCUGAGAGGCAGCUGCUAGCCCCUGGGAACAAAGUGGGAUCCUACAUGAUCAGAGACAGCGAGACCACCCAGGGCAGCUACUCUCUGUCUGUCAGGGACAGCGAUGGCCAUUCUAGUGACACAGUUAAACAUUAUAAGAUCCGUACACUGGACAACGGAGGAUUCUACAUCUCUCCCCGCAACACCUUCAGCACCCUGCAGGAGCUCGUCAGCCAUUAUAAGAAGCAGGGAGAUGGCCUCUGCCAAACCCUGACCCACCCAUGCUUGAGCCCCAAACCUGAGAAGCCAUGGGAAAAAGACGCCUGGGAAAUCCCAAGAUCAUCACUCAAAAUGGAUAAGAGGCUCGGUGCCGGCCAGUUUGGAGAAGUCUGGAUGGCUACAUACAAUAAGCACACCAAAGUAGCAGUGAAGACCAUGAAGCCUGGCAGCAUGUCAGUUGAAGCCUUCAUGGCUGAGGCCAACCUGAUGAAGACUCUUCAGCACGACAAACUGGUCCGACUCCAUGCUGUGGUCACCAAGGAGGAGCCUAUCUAUAUUAUCACUGAGUUCAUGGAGAAAGGUAGUCUUUUAGACUUCUUAAAGAGUGAUGAGGGCAACCGUGUCCAGCUCCCCAAGCUCAUUGAUUUCUCUGCCCAGACUGCAGAGGGCAUGGCCUACAUUGAGCAGAGGAACUAUAUCCACAGAGACCUGAGAGCUGCCAACAUCCUGGUCAAUAAGGCUUUGGUGUGCAAAAUUGCUGACUUCGGCCUUGCUCGUAUCAUUGAAGAUAACGAGUACACAGCCAGGGAAGGAGCCAAAUUCCCCAUCAAAUGGACAGCCCCUGAGGCCAUCAACUACGGCUCUUUCACCAUCAAAUCUGACGUCUGGUCCUUUGGCAUCUUACUGACUGAGAUUAUCAGCUAUGGACGCACACCAUACCCAGGGAUGACCAACCCAGAGGUGAUUCGUGCCCUGGAGAAGGGCUACCGAAUGCAGCGCCAGGACAGCUGUCCCACCGAACUCUAUGAAAUCAUGCUGGAGUGCUGGAAGAACAAGCCUGAGGACCGUCCCACCUUUGAUUACCUGCAGAGUGUCCUGGAGGAUUUCUACACAGCCACAGAAAGCCAGUAUCAGCAGCAGCCAUGAGACUUAACAUCCACCGACAUAUUUUCACCUACAGUACUGUUCCAAUGAUCAGCAAGUUCAGUUUUUACAUGCAGCAGUGCAGUUCAGAAGACACACAUGCUCUCUCUUUACCAUUCGCUCUCUGUCUGUCUCUCUUUCUCUUUUACGCACACAUAAUGUAUAGUAACAAGGGACUGUACAAAAAUUAUUGGGGAGGGUUAAAGCUAGACCCUACCUAACAUUUUAAAUGUUUUCAUUCCAUUUGCUCCCUUUGAAUUACAACUUUCAAAGUAAUGUGACCGCAGUAGAGAGAUUAAGAAAAGCAAGAUAUAAAUAGAAUAUAUUCAGCAAUAUUAUGACAAUACAAUCCUACCUCAUACUUAGGUCAGGGGCACAGCACAACAGAUGCUGACUGAUGAUGGUCUGAAGGCUUGGUUACAGGCUAAGAUGUCCGCAGCUGCAUCAUUUAUACUGGAUAGUUAUCUUCACAAAAUUGACUGUAAAUCAUCUGGAUGUAGACCAGCAGCAGGUUUGUAAAUCAAUGAACCUAUACAGUAGUAAUCAGUACAUGAUAUUUGCAGAUAUGAGUGUUAGUUACAUCUGCAGCACCUAAUAUGAAAAGUGGCACUCAAAAGAACGGGUCACAUAAUGUAUUGUUUCUUCUAUUGGACUGAUUUUGUUUUACUACAUAUAGCACAUAUUAUGUGGAUCGGUGGAUGUGACCUGUUUAUCUAUCUAGAGAUGAAUGUGAUUUGGUUAAAUCUUUUAGCUUUUUGAGGUGGGUGGCAAAACUGGACAUGUGUCAGAAUCUUCUCUGCAUGUAAAAGUGAAAAAAAGCAAGUGUGCUUGGAGAAGCCCUGUCGGCAACACAGGCAAGGCCAGAAAGACUGGGUACUACUAACAAAUUUGCAAGGGUAGGCUGAAAUAAAACAACACUGGGGGGGGGGACAACAGACCGUCUACUGUAAAUAUUUCUGAGUACAUUUUCCUAAACAAUAAGAAAAGAUAAAUACUGUAGCCCUCCCACUUUUCUUUCCUCACCACCCUUAUAUAUUCAGUAUAUAUAUAUUCUAUUAUAAUUUUUGUACAGUCCCUAACAGUCAAACACCUUUAACGGUCUUGUAUGUAGGAGGCUGUUCUGUACUGUAUAUGAUUUUGUAAAAGCAUGACUGUCUCACACGCAAAAUAUAAUAUUACACAAGUACAAAGACACAUGUCCAUAUUCUCAAACAAAUGACUGUAGACCACCUGAGAGCAGCCACUUGAAAAAGACUGGAUGUAGUUGAUUUGUUGCUCCAGCACACAUUGUGCAUCCAUCAGGGGAAGGUAUAACCACAACACAGAUGUUCACAUUGAAAUAUGUGCAGUGUUCAUCUCUGAUAUUACGUCAACAAUUCAGCAAGCAAAGCUGUAGUUAUCCACUCCCCUUCAAUUGAAGGUACAGUGUUUUGCAAUGUGAAAGGAUAGCAGACACUGUGGACUUACGUGGAUAUACGGCUGAUUAUGCUUAAAUCCUCUAUUUAUAUUCCAUGGUUAUUAAUUUCCAUUAUAAUGUGGCUGGUUUCAUAAUUACUCCUUCAUUGUGCCUUUUGCAGUGGUUUCUUCUUCUUUUACUAUUAACAUGUAUAAUAUAUUCUGCACGCUCUGUAUAUAUAUAAACUGGUGUACACAAAUAAAUGCAAUGAUUCAGGAGAAGAGUCUUUUAUGUGAUGCCAUAUUAACUAAUAAUUAUCAUUUUUGUUUAAUAAACAUGUGUUUGGGAACUAAAUGAAAAAGCAGUGCAUAUUUUUUUCACAUUGCUUUUUUGCUUUUUUCGGGAUGACUAAUUUAUUUGUGCAGAUAAUCUACUGCUUUGAACUUCUGUGUAUCUUGAAUGGAAUUAUCUUUUCAAAUGUAAAAGCUUUUAUUAAAAUUUUUCUAGUGAAGGACUUGUGAUUUUUAUUUUAAUAUAUGAUUCAAUUAUAUUUUGUGCAUUAUUUUGGAAAUAACCAUGUGUUUUGUGGACCAAAAUCCUAAAAUCUGAAAAGGAAUAUUCUCAAGUAUUCGCAUAAUUUAGAAAUUUCAUGAUUUGGUAUCAUUCAUUCAGAGAGAACUGUGUGCAACAAUACCUGAUAGAAUACUUAUAAAGAGAGGUGAUAUGCGACAAUAGGGAAUCAAUUCCCCUCAUUAUAUAUAAAUUCAUAGGGAUAUGGAUGUUUUUGUGUUUUCCUUUAUCUAUAUAAAGCCCUUUGCAUAUUUUGUUAGAUGCUUGGUUGAAUGCAACUGUGUGAAAUGUUUCAAAUAAAGUGUUUUAGAAACAAA
Messenger RNA from Micropterus salmoides (largemouth bass), 4302 nucleotides. It is a transcript of the gene hck, whose product is annotated as HCK proto-oncogene, Src family tyrosine kinase. NCBI's taxonomy places the organism in Eukaryota, Metazoa, Chordata, Actinopteri, Centrarchiformes, Centrarchidae. Gene Ontology annotation, biological process: cell differentiation; cell surface receptor protein tyrosine kinase signaling pathway; protein phosphorylation. The coding region runs from base 514 to 2022 and encodes 502 amino acids. The record is from RefSeq and is a predicted model, not a curated record. Gene Ontology annotation, cellular component: extrinsic component of cytoplasmic side of plasma membrane. The transcript has 13 exons. Gene Ontology annotation, molecular function: signaling receptor binding; non-membrane spanning protein tyrosine kinase activity; ATP binding.